GGUAGACCCGAAAAUCAAAAUUCAAUUAUUCAAUUUUCCAUGGUAACUGAGUAACAACACCAACUGACCUGCCUGAGGCUGGAACAGCACUGAAGGCCACGGCUAGGCUAGCAUAAUGGCCACACAACAAAAGGGAAUAGGCACAAAGACCUCUUCCACCAAAAGAACCACAGGUGGUCCAGCAGGAGUAGUAAAGAGCCACAAGUCCUACCAAAGUGUCCUUCCAACUGGCAACAAGCUCCUGCAGAGGAAGUGGGACCAGACUUACUACGAUGAACAUAGACGGCUGAUUCGAUCUGCAAAACCCAUGGUGGACACCAAGGCCCCAGCAGUUAGAGGUCAUGUCACUUCUAAGCUAAAAAAGAAGCAACUUCAAAAGGAACGAACAGAUGUGAUUGACAGGGACAAUCAGACCUUGUUGAAGAAGAUGCAACACAUAAUGAACACUGGGGGGCAAGUGCAACACAAGAACACAUUCCAACACCACAGUUUGAAUGAGAAACAGAGACAAGAUGAACUGGACAGGAUAGCCAAGGAGAACAAGGCCAUGUUGAAGAGGCUUGAGCAGGUGGAACCAAUCUACAAAGUGGCAGACUGGAUCGAUGACUGGAGGAGAAAGGAAGAGCUCACUGAAAUGAUCACUGCUUUUCCUGAGGGAGUAACAAUAGAUCAUGACAUGUCUUUGAGUGGAGACAAGACUGAUGAUACUCAGGAACAGGAAGUGUCUGUCACAGAAGCGGAAGAAACAAAGACAGAACCUAAAGAUUCAGAUUCAGUAGAGAACGUUGAUAGCUAGUUUGGCCCAGAGUGCUUCAAUCAACCCAUGCAUGCUACGCAUAGACUGUGAUACAUAUUAUUUUUUGACAAACAUGAUUACAUUGUAUAAUAUAUUUAAUAAACAAGUCAAGAA
Halichondria panicea is the source of this 910-nucleotide messenger RNA. RefSeq lists its product as uncharacterized. The transcript has 5 exons. The coding region runs from base 116 to 796 and encodes 226 amino acids. Lineage: Eukaryota; Metazoa; Porifera; Demospongiae; Suberitida; Halichondriidae. The record is from RefSeq and is a predicted model, not a curated record.